This is a messenger RNA of Ilex paraguariensis (yerba mate), 901 nucleotides long. The record is from the annotation of a GenBank genome assembly. Lineage: Eukaryota; Viridiplantae; Streptophyta; Magnoliopsida; Aquifoliales; Aquifoliaceae.
CUUUAUGCUUUAAAGGCCCCUCCAAAUCAUAUAAGGGAUAGAUAAAUGACAAGCAUAUAUCUACAGGAAUGGAUCAUAAGAAUAGAAGGUUUACAAUCUCAGACCAGCUUAGUCUUUCAUUACUCUGAAGGAAAAACAAGCCUUCUACCCCCCUUUUUUUGUAUAGAAACCAUGGUUUGUAGUACUCACAGGGUGUUUAUCCUCCUUAUUUGCAUUGGAAUAUUAGCAAUUCAACUAGAAAAAGUUUCUGGCCUGAGGAGUAGAGACUUUGUGCUAAGAUGGAGCAAAGAAGAUCAUGGACGUGUACUGAAGAACAAGCGCAUGCUUCGGGCAGUCGUACAAGACCUGAAUACAAUGAAGAAACAGGCACCUGUCAACAAGACAUUUGAUCCGAACCAAUCAAGCAAAAGAAGAGUUCGAAGGGGCUCGGACCCCAUCCACAACAGAUCCUGAUAUGUUCAGGGUGUUUCUUCUGCUACAGAGAGAACAAGAAAGAAGCUGAAACAUGAAAGAAAUAGCUUUAAACACUCCUGAGAAGACUGGAAGGGGUCAGAGUCAGACUAUGCCAGCUUCCUCAGAGGUAUUAUGUGGCUUGGUUGAUUGGUUGUCCUAUUUUGUUUUGAAGGGUUUUACUAUAAAGAGAUUGUGCAUAGUCAGAAACGUAGCAAAGAGCCCCUGAAGACAUUCAGUGAACCUGCAUCACAAACCGAUGUGUCAAGCUGCGGUACAACAUUGAAGAUAGUGCAGGUUACCAAAAACUAAAAAUAUAUCCACCUGCAUUAAGUUUUUGGAACAAAUUCAAAUCUGUUUGCAUCUGUUACUCAAAUUUCUCAGAAGUGUAGUGAAAUUCUUUUGUAUCUUUCCCUCUCUAAGAGAAGUAUCUUCAACAUAAACAUCCUGC